Peniophora sp. CBMAI 1063 is the source of this 885-nucleotide messenger RNA. The record is from the annotation of a GenBank genome assembly. Lineage: Eukaryota; Fungi; Basidiomycota; Agaricomycetes; Russulales; Peniophoraceae.
AUGGCAGCCAUCCGUGUUAAAUCGGAGUCGCUUGAAGUGGAGAACUUGUUGCGAACCCGAGGCAGGCAAGACCCAGCGAACUUUAGGUUCAUGCUCGCAAAUCUCUACAAUAACUAUGGGCUGAAUGUUGGUGUCGGCUGGGAUACGGACCCACCUUUCGAGUACACCUAUAGAUUCCCCGGUUCCGGCCACGGCCGGUUUACCAUCGGCGACGUAAUCAAAUAUUACCCUUUGUACAAGGGAUGGGAUCAAAGCGCGAAGAUCCCGACUACCCAGAGCUACAUCCCUCCAGAUGAAUACUGCUGGUAUGGUAUCAUCACCGAUUAUACGACAGUCGUGAAGAGGGAGGAUGGGUCGGAGGGCGGGUCGGAGGCGGAGGGAGAGAAUGGAUCAGAGAGGGGGGAAGAGGACGGGACAGAUGAUGAGCAGCAGGAGUAUCCAAACGACACGAAGGGCGUCGUGGCGGUCGGGGUAAUCUGGCUCUACAGCCAGAGUGAAAUGCAAGAGAUAUACGACGGUAAGAUGGGGGUAGAGAAGCUUCCUUACAGAGGGGACAAGACGUUGCAAAAGUUGGCGAAGUCCACCGACUUCGGACCCAAAGAUCGGUUUCUUUCUUUCGACGAUGAAAGUAUGAAGAUGGGCGGAUUGAUCUGCACUGUACCCGUGCAGGAUGUGGGGAUCAAUGACAGUCCCACAGGCAAGAUCAAGAUCAGAUUUGACCAGCCAUGGCUAUCCUUCGACGAGGCCACUCGGGAGCGUAAGCGCAACGGGGAGAUCAAGAAUAUACCGGCCAAGGUGUCGAUGAAACGAGUUGACGUCGAUCUCACGCCCCUAAAAGAUGAGUGGCCGGAGAUGGACGGUGACAUGGACGUCGACGAAGACUGA